This is a messenger RNA of Xenopus laevis (African clawed frog), 1037 nucleotides long. RefSeq names its product proteasome subunit alpha 1 L homeolog (gene psma1.L). Gene Ontology annotation, cellular component: proteasome core complex; proteasome core complex, alpha-subunit complex; cytoplasm. NCBI's taxonomy places the organism in Eukaryota, Metazoa, Chordata, Amphibia, Anura, Pipidae. Gene Ontology annotation, biological process: protein catabolic process; ubiquitin-dependent protein catabolic process. The record is from RefSeq and is marked provisional.
GGAUCGUGGAGCCGGCAGCAUUAUUCAGCAGUUAGUGGCAGUAUGUUCCGCAAUCAGUAUGACAACGAUGUUACCGUGUGGAGCCCUCAGGGCCGUAUUCAUCAGAUUGAGUAUGCAAUGGAGGCCGUGAAGCAGGGCUCUGCCACCGUCGGACUCAAGUCCAAAACUCACGCCGUGCUUGUAGCUUUAAAGAGGGCACAGUCAGAACUGGCAGCUCAUCAGAAGAAAAUUCUCAAUGUGGACAAUCACGUUGGUAUUUCCAUUGCCGGUCUCACGGCUGAUGCCCGCCUGCUGUGCAACUUCAUGCGGCAGGAGUGUCUGGACUCUCGCUUCGUCUUCGAUCGCCCCCUUCCAGUUUCUCGACUGGUCUCCCAGAUUGGAAGCAAAACCCAAAUUCCAACUCAGCGUUACGGACGGAGACCGUACGGCGUGGGGCUGCUCAUCGCUGGAUAUGAUGACAUGGGACCCCACAUUUUCCAGACUUGCCCCUCCGCCAACUACUUUGACUGUAAAGCGAUGUCCAUCGGAGCGAGGUCUCAGUCAGCGCGCACUUACCUGGAGCGACACAUGUCCGAGUUUCUGGACUGUAAUCUGAGUGAGCUGGUGAAACAUGGACUCCGUGGCCUGAGAGAAACCCUCCCUGCAGAGCAGGAUCUCACUACUAAGAAUGUUUCUAUCGGCAUCGUCGGGAAAGACAUGGAGUUUACCAUCUACGAUGAUGAUGAUGUUGCCUCGUUUCUAGAGGGCUUGGAAGAAAGACCCCAGAGGAAGACUGCACCUGCUGCUGAGGAACCAGUAGAAAAGCAGGAGGAGCCUAUGGAGCACUAAAUUCCAAGCUUAUGAAGGCCACGCCCUGACCCUGCCCCUGAGGAUCUGAUGAAACAUAUCUUCACUUGCAGAUCUAGUCCUACGUACAUAAUGCUCUUCUGAAGAAAAAAAAAAAACAGUUUCAGGCAUUGCCUUAUAUUUUGUAUGAUAUUGUGUCUACGGUUGUAAAAGCCACUAAAAAAAUAAAGGAUUUUUUUUUUUCCUCUUCA